CAGAUGUUCCUGACGGUGUACCUCAGUAAUAACGACCAGCACUUCAGCGAGGUGCCGAUCACGCCGGAGACGGUGUGUGCUGAUGUGCUGGAGCUGUGCCGAGGCCCCGGGGACAGCAGCUGCUAUCUGGCGGAGGUGUGGCGAGGCUCCGAGCGUGCUGUAGGGGAGAGUGAGAAGAUGAUGGAUCUGCUGAUACAGUGGGGACAGACGAGACCUGAGGUUCGGUUCUUCCUGCGUCAUGGCAGAGCAUCAUCAGACUCCAGGAGUCAGAAGAGGAGCGUGAAGAAACCCUCAGACAGACGCGCGGAGAACGGGGUGAGCGGCCCGCGGAUGGACAUGACGCUAGCGGAGCUGCAGGAGAUGGCGGCUAAACAACAGCGUCAGAUCGACACGCAGCAGCAGCUCCUGGCCUCAAAGGAGCAGCGUGUGGUUCUCCUGAGGCAGCAGGAGCUCAGGCACCAGCAGGCGAGGUCUGAGCAGCAGAAGCUCCAGCAUCUGAGGAGCGCGGUGGAGAAGCAGGAGGAGCAGCUGAAGGCGGUGCGAGCACUGAAGGGGCAGGUCGAGCAGAAGCGCAUCAGCAACGGCAAACUGGUGGAGCAGGUGGAGCAGAUGAACGGGCUCCUCCUCCAGAAGCAGAAGGAGCUGGUGAUGGCCGUGUCGAGAGUGGAGGAUCUCAGUAAACAGCUGGAGAGCCUGAAACUCGGGCCGAUGGACUCGCUCCACAGGGACCCGAGCUCCGGGGCCGAGCUGGACCGACUCUACAGGGACCUGCAGAUGAGGAAGAACAUGAACCUGGAGCAGAACACCAGACUACAGCAGCAGAGAGAGAACUUGAACAAGAGGAACCAUGAGGUGGCCAACAUGGACAAGCGAGUGAAUGAACUGCGAGACCGCCUGUGGAAGAAGAAGGCGGCGCUACAGCAGAAGGAAAACCUUCCUUGUCCUCCCGAUGGCCAGCCGGCUCCGCCGACAGGAGUGUCCCGUGUGGCGGCCGUCGGCCCCUACAUCCAGUCCUCCACGAUGCCCAGGGGCUCCAGUAAACAGGACCUGCUCAUCAAACACACUUACCCAGAAGGCACUGCAACGGUCCCGCAUCAGGAGACGAGCGCUCAUCCCGCAGCAGGUCUGCCCUCAGCUAAAGUGUCCUCGAAGGCGUCUAACUGGAGUUCGGCGAAGUCCUCCAUUAAUAACGGGUCCAGCAGUCUCCCACGCUCGGUGACCCAGGCAUCUAAUAACCCAGAUAAAGCAGAGGUGCCGAAGCGGGACCCCAGGGUGCGCCCCGCCUCCAUGUUCGAGUCCAUCGAAGCGCCCGCAGCUUCUCUACGCAAGAACCAGAGCAGCGAGGACCUCGCCAGAGACGCACAGAGCGCCGUCAAGAACACAGUCAAGGUUCCUCCUCCGGUUCCCAGUAAACCUAAACAGGCCAGCCUGCCCAAGACGGGCCUCAACGCCGGGACCUUCCCAGGCAAGAGUAAGCCCAGCCCGCAGCCGCCCACUGGUUCCCAGCAUGCUUUAGCACAGGGCAGUACUCUCCCCCUUCCCUCGAAGCCCGAGGCUCCUCCGGCCGCCACCGUACACCCCUUCACUCCCGACCCCCCCGGGGCCAAAGAGGUCCUGCUGAAGCCCCAGAUGCUGGCCACCAGCUCCAUCUACAGCAUGUACACACAGCAGAGCGUGACGGGAGCGCUGGGCCGAGCGCAGACCCGCAGCAGCAACUUCAUCAGCGUUUACGGGAAGCCAGUGACGUCCACAGGCCAGCCGUCUCAAAACCAGCUCCCUGAGAACCCGUACCUGGACCCGCCCAGUGUCCCCGAGGCCGAGAAGGACCACAGUCCUGCUCCCGAAACCCAGGAGCCCGAGCGCACUCCCAGACCCCUCAGUCCCACUAAGCUCCUGCCCUUCAUCUCGAACCCCUACCGCCACCAGAGCGACGUGGACCUGGAGGCUCUCCGCAAGAGACUCUACAACGCGCCGAGACCCCUGAAGAAGCGCAGCUCCAUCACGGAGCCCGAGGGCCCCGGCGGCCCCAACAUUCAGAAGCUCCUGUACCAGAAGACCACUCUGGCCGCGAUGGAGACCACAGCGAGUCCUGUGGGAGACGAGGAGAAGGAGACGACGGCAGGAGCUGCGGGAGCGUCACUCCAGGGGCCAAAACCGGCAGAAACCGAAGCAGAGAACGUCCCUCCUCCUCCUCCUCCGCCACCGCCUCCACACCCGGCUCCACAACCCCACGCUGAGAUCCCCCCUCCACCUCCGGCCCAAAAACCCCACGCUGCGAUCUCCCCUCCACCUCCUCAGCCGGCCAGCCCUCCUCCUCCGCCUCCUCCUCCUCCUGCUGAGAGCCCCAUUGAAGACUUCCCUCCGUAUCCUCCUCCUCCCUAUCCCAGCGGGGCCGAGCAGGAGCCUCCAGAAGACACCUUCAGCAUGAAGCCACCGGAGGUCACCGGACAGGUUCGCUUUCCACCCGGGAAGAGGACGAACCUGCGUAAGGCCGGAUCGGAGCGCAUCGAGCACAGCAUGAGAGUGCACUUCAAUCCUCUGGCUCUCUUACUGGACUCGUCUCUGGAGGGAGAGUUGGAUCUGGUGCAGCGCAUCAUACACGAGGUGGAGGACCCGAGUCAGCCGAACGACGAGGGCAUCACUGCGCUCCACAACGCUGUGUGCGCCGGUCACACCGAGAUCGUGAGGUUCCUGGUUCAGUACGGAGUCAGUGUGAACGCGGCGGACAGCGACGGAUGGACUCCCCUGCACUGCGCGGCCUCCUGUAAUAACGUGUCGGUGUGUAAGUUCCUGGUGGAGUCUGGGGCUGCUGUGUUCGCCAUGACCUACAGCGACAUGCAGACGGCAGCGGACAAGUGUGAGGAGAUGGAGGAGGGAUACACACAGUGCUCGCAGUUCCUCUACGGUGUGCAGGAGAAGAUGGGCAUCAUGAACCGAGGCGUGGUGUACGGCCUGUGGGACUACGAGAGCGAGGAAGAGGACGAGCUGUGCUUCAGAGAGGGCGACAGCAUGAGUGUGAGCCGCAGGGAGGACGAGGACGAGACCGAGUGGUGGUGGGUGCGCAUGGGCAACAGAGAGGGGUACGCACCCCGAAACCUGCUGGGGUUGUAUCCCAGAAUCAAACCUCGGCACAGGAGUCUGGCGUAAAUGAGCGAAGACUUCAUCAUCAUCAUCAUCAUCAUCAUCAUCAUCUGCGCUAGUGAACCUCUUCAUCACGCUUUUACUUCAGUCCUGUUGGAUGUUACUGUGAUACUCAUUCUUUCUGUCUCUUUGCACAAUAUGAUUGAAUAGAAUUAGCUGAUUAGAAUGAACUUUAUAUUUGUAUAUCAAGACGUUUUCCACUAAAAUGUAUUUUCACAGGUUAUUGUGGCCUGUAUUUUGUAUUCCGCGCUUUAUUGAAGGAUUUUUGGAGACAAGCCGAUCUUGGACAAUAUUUUGAUGUUUUUCUCAUAUGCACAAUGUUUAACAACUGAAAUGUAAAUGUAUUUGUUGAACUAUGCUGGAAAAGUGGAGUUAUUACUGUGAAUUUCUGCCUAGAUUAUGAAAGUUCAUUGAGACUGGAGAUGAACGUAAUAUUGUGACAGAUUUUAUUAUGCAUUCCUUUCUUCUGUUCAGCAAACAAACCGUUUUUUUUUUUACAUCUUUAGACUCUGUUAAUCGACAGACCAGCUGGAGGUGAAAUUUAAUGUGAUCAAAGAAUAAAAAGCCACUGAACAGUU
This is a messenger RNA of Rhinichthys klamathensis goyatoka, 3719 nucleotides long. RefSeq names its product tumor protein p53 binding protein, 2a (gene tp53bp2a). The record is from RefSeq and is a predicted model, not a curated record. Gene Ontology annotation, biological process: regulation of apoptotic process. The transcript has 17 exons. Lineage: Eukaryota; Metazoa; Chordata; Actinopteri; Cypriniformes; Leuciscidae. Gene Ontology annotation, cellular component: nucleus. Bases 4 to 3147 code for a protein of 1047 amino acids. Gene Ontology annotation, molecular function: p53 binding.